AUGACUGAGAUGGGGCCUUCGCCCUCGCCUGGCCGCGGCCAGGCGAGGGAACAGCGCGAUCUUCUCCGGCCGCGGAAUUGUUCCCGGAAUAGAAAACAUUGCUUUGCGGCCAGCAAAGGAAUGCUCGUUCUGCCUGGACGCGGCUCGUCUUUCGCCCUGGCGGCCUGUGUGGCGUUCUCGUUCCUUAUGCAGCAUGAAGUUGUUGCCCGGACGAAAACAAAAAACUCUUCCUCCGCCGCCAGUUUGAUACGCGCGAAAGCCCGAGCACACAGCAAAAGCGCGUCGCAGAAGAACAGGGAAAACCAAAAGGAAAAGAAUCAAAACCAACAAAAUAAGAGCCAGAACCCGAGCCCGCCGCCUCCUCCCAGCCACCGCCAUAAAGUUGCGAAGCAGUACAAAUUUCCCCACCGCUUUUCCCGCCCCAAGCCGCUCUACAAGGCGGCGAAGCGGCAAGCGGAGGUGAAGCAGGUGCAAUUGCUUGAAGACCAGCGGGAAAUCCCCCCGGAGCCGCCAAAGCGGAGACGCGCGGAAUUUUUCGAGAAAUUGCGACGACAGGAGGAGGAAUGGCGGAAGAAUGUGGACAAGAACGGGAAGCACUACUACCCGAAGUCCAAGAAGUUGGAAAUGCAGCAAACCCUCGCGAAGGCGAUUGCGGAAAAGAAAAAAAGCAUCCCCAGCACGGAAACGAUCGCGAAGCAGUUGAUGUCGCCAUCAACAGCGCCGAAGGCGGCGGCCGCGCCGAAGUCUCCUGCUGCUGCGUCAGAACUACAAACGAAGGUCGCUCUUGCGGCCACUCCGGCGGUAGAAGAUGUCGGGAUCAGUAUGCUGAGCACAGGAAGGAAAGCGAUCUCAUCCGCAUCCGCGGCGGCGAUGAAAUUAUCGACGGAAGCUAUUUCUAGCAGUGGGAAAUCUGGUUUGGGUAGCAGUGCAAAAACAGCUUCUACUACUUCCUCAUUGUCUUCGACGACAAGUAGCGAAACCGCUGCUGCCUCAAACAUGCAGAAUCAAAAGCGACAGGAGCAGUUGCGCAGCAGAGAAUUAUCAAAGUCGAAAACAGAAACGGGGACUUCCUCGUCGAAUAGCCAGACCACUGCAAAGAGUGCGUCGUCGUCUUCGUCUGUGGCAGAAAAGGCUACUUUGAAGAAAGCCCAAGCGGCGACUUCUGCGUCCGCUGCGACAGGGGCAAAGCUGCAUUCGCUGCGAGCUAAAACCACUACGCUAACUCAGCAACGGCAAGAGCUGCAGCGGUUGGCCCAGAAAAAGAAAGCAGCCACUUCUACUGCUGCAGAAGAACUACAGAAGAGCGAAACCUCACUUGCUUCACAGCAAACUAGCCUUCGCACGACAACUUCAACGGAAACAAAACAAAAUAUCGAUCGUGAAGCGUCCAAGUCGACUUCUCUUCGCCGGAGCUUGACCACGAGAGAGCAGAAUGGGCAACAGGGACUUGCCUACCGUGGCCGGACGAUUGCGUCGAGCACCAGCAACUACAAAGGGACGAUGAAUCUCCGGCACCAACUAGCGCAAGCUCCAACAAAAACGCCUGCUACGCCAGCGACUGCCGCAACUACACCCGCGGCUUCUACAACUGCUGCAACUACUGCACCAGCAGCCGCGGAAAAGGCGAAGAUUCCCAAACCAACGAUGCCCUACUCCGUCGCCACGGAGCCCGACGACACGCCGAAGUGGCUCGCCCACAUGGCGAUCCAGAACGCCAUCACGGAAAACCAGAAGACGCACAUGGUCGCGCAAGUCCAGCCUCUCUACACGGAGCCGAACUUGGAGACCGGGGAAAUCGACCCGGUCUACGCCAUCGCGGUCACGCCCGUGACCUACACAGUGGAAUCCCGGAUGGCGCAGCAAAAGAAAAUGCAGGAGGAGCGGGCGAAGGCGGUCCGGGCGAUGCAGGCCCCCUGCGCGGCUUGCGACGAGUACACGGGCGCGACAGGGAGCGCGAACGAGAAGACCGGGAACGACGACCUGUUGAUCCCGAAGGUGGUGCCGGCGUCGGACGUGAUUCCCCUGUCCGAACUCGGGGUUUACAAGGACACCCCGCCGGCGGUGACCCCGGUGCCGUCGAUCGAUCUGCUGACGUACCUGAACAAGAUGGAGAACGUGCAGGACGGAUUGAACGAGAAGAUGGACGUGCACGAGAAGAAGAUGGACGUGACACGACAGCAAAUCCGGAGCACGUCGACGAUCAUCGACCGGAUUAGAAGGAUGCUGACCGCGCCCGCGCCGAAACCAGCCAAGCCCGUCUUCAAAGAAGAUCCGGAGAAAUACACGACGGCAAGUAUAGGAUUAGGAACUGCACCGAAUUAUGAUUGCUGCGGUUCUUACUUAUUUUUGUCUGCAUUGGAGGUUGCAAGAAUGAAGAUUUUGUAAUGAGCAGCUUGGAUGGAGGAUGACAUGGUGUUGGUGACAAAGUUGCGCCCUCCAUGGUUCCAACAUAAUCUUAAUCCGUGCUGUCAUGAUGCGGCAAGGAAAUGAAAUGCAAAUUCAAAUCGUGCAACAUACGUGCAGGUUGUCUCGCAAGCGCCAGCGCGAUCUGGCUUCCUGUCGCGGUGGACAAGGGCGAAGAAAAAGCGGCGCAGAAAACCGAGCUAAGCGUGUACCGCCCCCUGGAAACCGACGAAGUCUGCCGGUGCGGUUCGGUGAAAGUGGGCGGCUUGACCGGGUUGACCAUGGAGCAGGCAACGGGGGACAUGGAGCAGGUGGACCAUUUCGGCUGCUUUUCGGACGGGAAGGUCCUGCGGUGGAUUCCGCCCUGGAAUUUGCAGCCGAAGGUAAAAAAGCUGAUGACGGAACGGAGCACGGUGGCAGGUAUAUCUAUCAUUCGUGUUUUUUUGCUGGAUGCGCAAAAAUUAAGAUGGUGCAAUUCAUAAGUACACAGCAUGAAACCAGGAUAACGUCGAGGCUUAGUCGUGUCGCUUGUGUUGGUGGCGGGAAGAACUGUAGUAGCUUCGGCAAAAUAUUAAAGCAAAUUUCAGAUAUGCUUUGCUCCGAAGUAGCGCCGGCCAUGGGUUUCUGUGCGAAGGAAGCGACCAUCGCGGGCAAGAAGUGCGACCCGAUCUACGGUUGCAGGAGGGAAGAUUGUUGCUUACCUGUUUCCAGAUUCAGGUAAUAAAGAGAUCUUUAGCAUGCACCUGAAGUGACUUGUCAAUUCGAGGAGGAAUUUUUUUUUGAAAUCAAAUGCACAUGUACAACUCGUCCAGCAGCCAAAGUCACGGCAUAUAUCAACGUCCAGUCGAUUUUUCCUCUCAGGUAUACGAAACUAACACGAGAAAAAUCAUAAGGUCAAACCAACAAAGAAAGAGAUGCGUACGAGCCAACCCAACCUUUUAAGGGCCGCAAUAUUAACGCUGCAAGACUACGAGCGAUUCACAUGAGAAUACAGAUUCAGAUGGUGUACGAUUCUAAGAACUGCAGUAUGUGGGUUUUCGUUUCCAAGAAGAUUUACUGACAUAAGGAAGACGUUUCAGG
Amoebophrya sp. A120 is the source of this 3483-nucleotide messenger RNA. The record is from the annotation of a GenBank genome assembly. Lineage: Eukaryota; Dinophyceae; Syndiniales; Amoebophryaceae.